UGCCAAGUCAACAAACGUCACUUUUCUGCUUUUCUGUCAAAAGUACGUGUAUUUACACGGAAAUAGUGAGAAAAACACUCGCUGAAAAUGCUUAUGGUGUUGAUCGUGAUUGUCAACGAAUUUAGUCGCGCUGAUUUAAUGUGACUUACACUUUUCACAAAUUCAUCAUCAUGGACCCUGAUAUGAUAGCUCGUUUGGUUCCUGCUGGUAAAGAAACACUACGCCCUGCUUGCAAGAAGUGUGGAUACGCUGGUCAUUUGACCUUUCAAUGCAGAAACUUCAUCAAGAUCGACCCUAGUAAAGAAGUCGUUCUUGAUGUAAGCAGUACUAGCAGUGACAGCGAUUUGGAGUAUGAAACACCUUUGACUAAGUUACGCGAAGAGGAAUUAAAAGCAGCUAUGGCCAAAAUCAAAGAAAAAAAGAAGAAACGAAAGAAAAAGCUUAAGAAAGAAAAGAAACGCAGAGACAGGUCGCGAUCGAGGAGCUCCAGUUCAAGUGAUGAAGAUUCAGAUGAUAAGAGCAAGAAGGAACGGAAAUGGAAACAUGUAUCCACUGAUUCAAAGAGCGAAAGAGAAAGUAAGCGUGAUAAGAAGCACAAGAAACACAAAAAGCACCGUAGCAAGAGCAAAAAGAAGAAGAGGGACAGCUCUUCUUCCGAAUCCUCUGACUGAAAUGUGCAAAACAGUUUUAAUUUUUAACUCAAGAAUGUAUUUUUCUUUUGUAUUUUUAAUGUGAUUUCAAUACACAGUUUUUAUUUUAUAAAAUUAUUGACUUUUCCCUUCUUAUCAUUGAUUAAAUUUGGCACCAGCCUUGAAGUUUUA
Thrips palmi is the source of this 821-nucleotide messenger RNA. Its product is annotated as protein SREK1IP1-like. Gene Ontology annotation, molecular function: zinc ion binding; nucleic acid binding. Bases 171 to 671 code for a protein of 166 amino acids. Lineage: Eukaryota; Metazoa; Arthropoda; Insecta; Thysanoptera; Thripidae. The record is from RefSeq and is a predicted model, not a curated record. The transcript is spliced from 3 exons.